AUGCCGGCCUGCUGGACUUUGAACGAGAACGUGUCUCUCCUGGUAGUUCUCUCUUGGCUGGCAGUGAAUGUCUAUCUGUUUACUGACACGUUCCGCUGGUAUGCAAAAGAAGAGGCUUUCUUUUAUACACGAGUUAUUCUGGGUUCCACCCUGGCCUGGGCGCGCGCGUCUGCAGUGUGCCUGAAUUUUAACUGCAUGCUCAUCCUGUUACCUGUCAGUCGGAACUUCAUUUCGCUGCUGAGGGGAGCCAGUCUGUGCUGCAGAGGCCCAUGGAGAAGGCAACUAGACAAAAACCUCAAGUUCCACAAACUCGUUGCCUAUGGGAUAGCUUUUAACGGAGUCAUCCACGCUGUGGCCCACGUGUUCAACCUGGAGCGCUACCACCUGGGGCAGGCCCAGGAUGCCGAAGGACUGCUGGCUGCGCUUUCCAAACUUGGCAAUGCCCCAAACGAGAGCUACCUCAAUCCCAUCCGUACCGUGUAUACGAGCACGACCAUCGAUCUAUUAAUGACAGUCUCUGGGAUUACUGGCCUGGUGAUCUCUGUGGCUUUGAUCUUGAUCAUGACCUCUUCAACUGAGUUCAUCAGACAGUCCUAUUAUGAGCUAUUCUGGUAUAUACACCAUAUUUUCAUCAUCUUCUUCAUCAGUCUGGCCAUCCAUGGAGCAGGUCGAAUUGUUCGAGGCCAAACUCCAGAGAGUCUUCAGCUGCACAACGCCACCUUCUGCAGAGACCUCUAUGCCGAAUGGCAAGCAGCUGCCUUGUGCCCUGUCCCUCAAUUCUCUGGCAAGGAACCUUCGGCCUGGAAAUGGGCUUUGGGCCCUGUGGUCUUGUAUGCGUGUGAAAGAAUAAUUAGGUUCUGGAGAUCUCACCAAGAAGUUGUCAUUACCAAGGUGGUGAGUCACCCGUCUGCAGUCCUGGAACUUCAUAUGAAGAAGCGUGACUUCAAGAUGGCACCCGGACAGUACAUCCUCAUCCAGUGCCCGUCUAUUUCCACACUGGAAUGGCACCCCUUCACUCUCACCUCUGCUCCCCAGGAGGACUUCUUUAGUGUGCACAUCCGUGCCUCAGGAGACUGGACAGAGGCGCUGUUGAAAGCCUUUGGGAUGGAGGGACAGGCCCCCAGUGAGCUCUGUAGCAUGCCAAGGCUGGCAGUGGACGGGCCCUUUGGAGGCUCUCUGGCAGAUGUGUUUCACUACCCUGUGAGUGUGUGCAUUGCAACGGGAAUUGGAGUCACUCCCUUCGCCUCUCUUCUGAAGUCUAUGUGGUAUAAAUGUUAUGAGUCACAGAGCCUGCCUGGGCUGAGCAAGAUGUACUUCUACUGGAUCUGCCGGGACGCCGGGGCGUUUGAGUGGUUUGCAGAUCUGUUACUGUCACUGGAAACGCGGAUGAGUGAGCAAGGGAAAGCUCACUUGCUGAGUUACCACAUAUUUCUCACUGGCUGGGAUGAAAACCAGGCUAUUCAUAUUGCCCUCCACUGGGGUGAAAGCCUGGAUGUGGUUACAGGUCUAAAGCAGAAGACCUUCUAUGGGAGACCCAACUGGAAUGAUGAAUUCAAGCAGAUUGCCUACAAUCACCCCAGCAGCAGCAUUGGCGUGUUCUUCUGUGGACCCAAAGCCAUGUCAAAGACACUUCAGAAGAUGUGUCGUCUGUACUCCUCAGCAGACCCUAGGGGUGUCCAAUUCCACUACAACAAGGAAAACUUCUAGAUGUGGGAGGCACAUUGAAUGCACUGUGCAAGUGGCUGCAAUCAAACAGGUCAAGGUUCAGGAGAUUGCUUUUUUCCACAAAGGGCCAAAGAGCGAUCGUUUUAGACCUCAUACACAAUACGGCCUCAGCCCCGUCUACUGAAUGCUGUGGUUCCAAGAUGCUAACACAGCCACAAACGAGAACACAUCAGAAUGGGCCGGCUGAGUGCUGUUGCCAUAAGAAUUUUUUUGUAGCCACUGAGGGUGAAUCUUAUGUCAUGAAAUUUGUAUUUUUGAUAAUCUGAAAAUGUAAAAGUCGGGUUUAGCCCAGAGAUGGGUAGUUGAGCACUGAACUAAAACGUAGAAAUCAUGACUAUCUAAACUUAGGACAUGGGCCAGAUGAGGCCUGUGAGAUGUAGACUUAAUGUUAAUCAAAGCAUGGUCAGAACUGGGGAGAACAUUGACACUUUUCCACCUUGUAUGACAUUGCAUGUUUGCCUUCCCUCUCUCCUUUCUUCCUUCCUCCCUUCCUGAUUCCCUUUUCUCUCUAUCUUUUUACAAAUAGUUAUAGCUCAAUUCAACUUCUGUCCCACAAAACAGCUGAAAACGUUUUUGAAAUUUCUAUCGAUUUAGUCUUUCCAUCACCUGAUGCUGGUUGCAAAGUGUUCCUCACAUCUUCUAGUUCUCUCCACCAGUAUUAAUGUUUUAUAAGCAUCUCAUCAAAUAUAUCAGACUUAUUUGAAAAUUAUUUAGCCCCAGACAGCAACAAGGAGGUGCAUUAGUAAUAUCGACAAGACUUUUUUAGUGGUAGAACAAAUUUUGCAAAUCUUUUCUUUAGACUUUAUAUCAAAUUAUUGAUUUCAGAGGACUGCUUUGACAAUCCUGUGCCUGUUGAUAUCAGUGUCCAGCUGAAACUGCUUAAUGACUAGCCAUUGGGAACUCUAUACCACAUCAUUUUUUCCCCAGAUUCAAGAUGAUACAUCA
Meriones unguiculatus (Mongolian gerbil) is the source of this 2670-nucleotide messenger RNA. It is a transcript of the gene Nox3, whose product is annotated as NADPH oxidase 3. Gene Ontology annotation, molecular function: superoxide-generating NAD(P)H oxidase activity. Gene Ontology annotation, cellular component: NADPH oxidase complex; plasma membrane. The transcript is spliced from 13 exons. NCBI's taxonomy places the organism in Eukaryota, Metazoa, Chordata, Mammalia, Rodentia, Muridae. Bases 1 to 1707 code for a protein of 568 amino acids. The record is from RefSeq and is a predicted model, not a curated record. Gene Ontology annotation, biological process: defense response; superoxide anion generation.